GAAGCUUAGUGAUCUUAUGGUGUUCUGAGUUCAAUAUGCUCAGCUAUGCUCCAUCUCAGACAGGCCUCAGCUCCACCCUCUACCCUCCUGAAAGAAAAAGGGGUGGCUUGGGUUUAAAAUAAAACAGUAAUGCCGCUCAGCAGUGUUAUAUAGAUGUAUUAAUGCACUGUUUUCUGCUAGGUUGUAAAUAUCAACUACAGAGCCAUAAUCAGCACAGCAAGGGGGCUGACUGUUUAGACCCGCCUCUUCUUUUUGCACCAGAUAUCCCUGGGAGAGACAGAGUAGUAGCGGAAGGUAGAGCCGAGUGAGCAUUUUUGUUGCUGGGAUGGCCAGGUGGAGUGUGUGGUCCAGGCCUGUGAUGUUGCCCCAGUUCUGGACAGGAGAACUGACAACACCAGGUGUCCGCUGCAGUAGUACGCCGGUGGUCAGACAGACUUACUCAGAUAGCAGCAGCAUUGUCAAGCCUUUCAGUGAGAUUCCUGGGCUGUGGAAGAAUGGGGUGGCAAACUUGUACAAUUUCUGGAAAUUGGAUGGCUUCAAAAAUCUUCACCGCAUCAUGUUGAACAACUUCAAUACUUUUGGACCCAUUUACAGAGAGAAAAUAGGUUAUUAUGAAAGUGUAAAUAUCAUCAAUCCUGAGGAUGCUGCAACCCUGUUCAAAGCAGAGGGCCAUUAUCCUAAAAGGCUGAAAGUUGAACCAUGGACAUCAUACAGAGACUACAGGAAUUGCAAAUAUGGAGUUUUACUGAAGAAUGGAGAAGAUUGGAGAUCAAACCGAGUGAUUCUUAACAAGGAGGUGAUUUCCCUGAAGGUGCUGGAAAACUUUGUGCCUUUGCUGGAUGAAGUGGGCCUGGAUUUUGUGGACAGAGUGAACAAAAAGAUCAACCGAAGUGGACAAAACAGAUGGACCACUGACCUCUCCCAAGAGCUCUUUAAAUAUGCACUAGAAUCAGUCAGCUCAGUGCUGUAUGGGGAGCGUCUGGGUUUGAUGCUGGACUACAUUGACCCUGAAGUUCAACAUUUCAUUGACUGCAUUACCAUCAUGUUCAAGACUACAUCACCCAUGCUAUACAUACCUCCUAGUCUGUUGAGGAAGAUUGGAGCAAAGGUGUGGCGUGACCAUGUGGAGGCUUGGGAUGGGAUUUUUAACCAUGCGGACCGCUGCAUCCAGAAGAUCUACAGGGACUUGCGUCAGGAGACUGGCACACCAAAGAAAUACCCAGGAGUCCUGGCUAGUCUGCUUAUGCUUGACAAGCUGUCCAUUGAAGACAUCAAAGCAAGCGUCACUGAACUAAUGGCUGGGGGAGUAGACACUACUUCUGUAACACUGAUGUGGACAUUGUAUGAACUGGCCAAGCACCCCAACCUGCAGGAGGAGCUGAGGGCAGAGGUGGCUGCAGCUCGGGCUGAAAGCCAGGGAGACAUGCAGGAGAUGCUGAAGCGGAUUCCCUUGGUUAAAGGAGCUCUGAAGGAAACACUGAGGUUACACCCAGUUGCAGUGAACCUGCAAAGAUACAUAGGAGAAGAUGUCAUUAUUCAAAACUACCACAUCCCAGCUGGGACUUUGGUGCAGUUAGGACUGUAUGCAAUGGGAAGAGACCCCAAGGUGUUUUCUCGUCCAGAGCAGUAUCGACCCUCUCGCUGGCUGAGGACAGAAACACAAUACUUCAGAAGCUUGGGCUUUGGCUUUGGCCCCCGUCAGUGUGUAGGACGCAGAAUAGCUGAGACGGAGAUGCAAAUCUUCCUCAUUCAUAUGCUUGAGAACUUCAGAGUGGAGAAACAACGCCAUGUGGAGGUUCAGAGUACCUUUCAGCUUAUUCUCUUACCAGAUAAGCCUAUAAUAUUCACCCUGAAACCUCUACAAUCUAGACUGUAACAGCAUGUU
This is a messenger RNA of Monopterus albus (swamp eel), 1885 nucleotides long. RefSeq names its product cholesterol side-chain cleavage enzyme, mitochondrial. The transcript is spliced from 9 exons. Gene Ontology annotation, biological process: cellular response to peptide hormone stimulus; C21-steroid hormone biosynthetic process; cholesterol metabolic process. Gene Ontology annotation, molecular function: monooxygenase activity; heme binding; oxidoreductase activity, acting on paired donors, with incorporation or reduction of molecular oxygen. Lineage: Eukaryota; Metazoa; Chordata; Actinopteri; Synbranchiformes; Synbranchidae. The record is from RefSeq and is a predicted model, not a curated record. The coding region runs from base 326 to 1876 and encodes 516 amino acids. Gene Ontology annotation, cellular component: mitochondrial inner membrane.